AAUCAGCGUCCCCGAGGGUCCCGGUUGUAACUCCUCCGCGGAAGCGCUGGGACUCAAAUGGUCCCCCCGACGCCGAGGAUGCGGGUCCGGAGGCCCCCCACCCUCCUCCUGCUGCUCUCGGGGGCGCUGGUCCUGACCCCCAGCUGGGCCGGCCCCCACUCCCUGAGGUAUUUCAGCACCAGCGUGUCCCCGCCCGGCCGCGGGAAGAUUCGCUUCCUCUCCGUCGGCUACGUGGACUACACGCAGUUCGUGCGGUUCGACAGCGACGUCCCGAAUCCGAGGGAGGAGCCGCGGGCGCCGUGGAUGCAGCAGCCGUGGGUGGAGCACGAGGACCCGGGGUAUUGGGACCGACAGACGCAGAUCAACAAGGACGAGGCACAGACGUUCCGAUUGGACCUGCAGACCCUGCGCGGCUACUACAACCAGAGCGAGGACGGGUCUCACACGGUCCAGGUGAUGUAUGGCUGCGAGGUGGGACCCGACGGGCGCCUCCUCCGGGGGUACGAGCAGCACGCCUACGAUGGCGCCGACUACAUCGCCCUGAACGAGGACCUGGCCUCCUGGACCGCGGCCGACUUGGCUGCACAGAUCACCCGGCGCAAAUGGGAGGCAGAGGGUGUGGCAGAGCGACUGAGGAGCUACCUGGAGGGGGAGUGUGUGAAGUGGCUCCGCCUUUACCUGGAAAAAGGGAAGGAGACCCUGCAGCGCGCAGAACCUCCAAAGGCACAUGUGACCCACCACCUCGUCUCUGCCCGUGAGGUCACCCUGAGGUGCUGGGCGCUGGGCUUCUACCCUGCGGACAUCAGCCUGACCUGGCAGCGUGACGGGGAGGACCAGACCCAGGACAUGGAGCUGGUGGAGACCAGGCCUGCGGGGGAUGGCACCUUCCAGAAGUGGGCGGCCGUGGGGGUGCCCCCUGGAGAGGAGCAGAGAUACACGUGCCAUGUACAGCACGAGGGGCUGCCCGAGCCUCUGACCCUGAGAUGGGAGCCGCCUUCUCAGACCUUCAUCUUCAUCAUCAUGGACAUCGCCGGGGUCCUAGUUCUGCUAGGCAUUGUGUUUGCAACUGUGAUGUGGGGGAAGAGGCGCUCAGGUGGGAAAGGAGGGAGCUACGCUCAGGCUGCCAGCAGUGACAGCGCCCAGGGCUCUGGUGUGUCUCUCUCGGCUUCUAAAGGGGAGAUCCUGCCGUAGGGAGAGUGUGAGGCAGCUCCCCUGUGGGACUGAGUGAUGGAAGAUGUGUUCACGCUCCCACUUCCUGACUCAAGAACCUCUGAUUUGGGGGCUGCCCUCGCCCUGCUCCCCAUGCUCUCCUGUCAGCAGAGGCAGGCUGGGCCCUCCCCAUUCCUGUCUUUACUACCUGGGGCUCUGAGCUGCAACUUCCUGCUCUGUAUUAAAAUGAGAUUCUGGAUGUGACCUUGUGUGUUUACUUGUUGUCAUGAAAGGUUGGGGGGUUAAUUAAAGGGGAACCUCCUAAAUUCUGAGAGGAAAUAAAUUGAAGCAUCAAGAGCUUUCCAGAA
This is a messenger RNA of Myotis lucifugus (little brown bat), 1517 nucleotides long. RefSeq names its product HLA class I histocompatibility antigen, B-18 alpha chain-like. Gene Ontology annotation, biological process: antigen processing and presentation of endogenous peptide antigen via MHC class Ib; immune response; antigen processing and presentation of endogenous peptide antigen via MHC class I via ER pathway, TAP-independent. The transcript is spliced from 8 exons. Bases 58 to 1191 code for a protein of 377 amino acids. The record is from RefSeq and is a predicted model, not a curated record. NCBI's taxonomy places the organism in Eukaryota, Metazoa, Chordata, Mammalia, Chiroptera, Vespertilionidae. Gene Ontology annotation, molecular function: peptide antigen binding; signaling receptor binding. Gene Ontology annotation, cellular component: external side of plasma membrane.